AUGCCUUCAGUCUCAUCUUAUGGCCGCAAGCCAGUAUCGCCAAAUCACGUCUCUGAGCUUCGCAAGCUGCUCCAGGAUACUUCGGCAGAGCUUCGUAUCUCAACCGACGUGGACUAUAAUCGCUCCAUCGCUCGAUGGUCGAAAGCAGCAGUAAAACCGGCGGGUUUGGUGGUUGUUCCCACGACGAGCGAUGAGGUUUCGAUCGUAGCGAAGUAUGCAGCUAAAGAGAACCUUGAUAUUGCGGUAAAAGGUGGAGGCCAUUCAACAGCCGGAGCGAGUAGCACAGAUGGCGGGUUGCUCUUUGAUCUUGACAAAAUGCGCACUAUUCGGGUCGACAGUGAGAAAAAGCUGUUUAUCGUUGGCGGUGGUGCUAAUUGGGGGGACGUUGACCAAGCUGCAGCCCCUUAUAAUCUUGCGACCGUGGGGGGAACCGUCGCUGACACCGGCGUUGGAGGACUGACCCUUGGGGGUGGUUAUGGCUGGCUGUCGGGCCUCUACGGAUUGUCGAUCGACGUAUUGAUCCAGUGUACAGUGGUCCUCGCAAACGGCGAUGUCGUCACCGCCAGCAAGCAGGAGAACGCUGACCUUUUCUGGGCUUUGCGUGGAGCGGGACAGAACUUCGGUGUCGCUACGGAAUUCAUUUUUCAGGCAUUCGACGUCCCACCAGAGGUCUAUGCAGGCUUACUUCUUUUCGAGCCAACAUCACACAAUAUGCAAGGCGUCACGGAAGCGGUGAACAGAGCGUAUGUCAUCAAUAGCGCAGGACAGGUCAAGGUCGACGGUCGCGGCUGUGGGGGCAUCGGUUUCAUGCGACCCCCUGGUCUCGAUACGGCAAUGAUCGCCGUUCCCAUCAUCUAUUUCGGAACUGCCGAGCAAGGUCAGGCUGUGUAUCGAGAUUUCUUUGACUUGGGCCCAAAGAUAUCUACAAUGAGCAUGGUUCCCUACGCGGAGAUCAACAAAUUCCUUGCACCACCAUACGGGUUGCGCGCUAGUAUGAAAGGCGCCGCAUUUACAUUGCCGUUGAGGCUUGCUUUCGUCCAAGAGAUAUUUGGAGAAUACCAGAAAUUCGUAGACCGAAACGAUGACGCGCAAGGCAGUGUCCUGAUCUGGGAAUUAAUCGACACCAGGAAAGUCGCGGAAUUCGACGCCGGUAGUUUUGCAAAUCGAGGAACUCAUGGGAACAGCCUGAUCUGUCCAAUCUGGACAAAGCCAGAAAAUGACGCUGUUUGUCGUGAAUGGGCUCGAUACAUCAACGAGAAGUUCAAGAAAGAGCUGAUCGACCACAGCGAUCAAGUGGUCUGUCCCUCUGCGGAAGUCACCACUAUUAGAGGUCGGAAGAAAGCCACUCAAUUCUACGGAAACUACGACCACUACGACGAGAAAUCGAAAGACAUCUUCGGUGAUAAUUACGAGGAACUGCAAGCCCUCAAGACUCGCUUUGACCCUGGGAAUAUGUUCAACAAACUUUUCGCUAUACCACCGCUGGCCAACUGA
Molecule: messenger RNA, 1494 nt
Organism: Exophiala bonariae
Lineage: Eukaryota; Fungi; Ascomycota; Eurotiomycetes; Chaetothyriales; Herpotrichiellaceae
Exons: 1
Coding region: 1-1494 (497 amino acids)
Molecular function (GO): oxidoreductase activity; FAD binding
Source: RefSeq, a predicted model, not a curated record